AUGGACAAAGGCAACAUCAUAAAAGUGUUCAUAAAUCCAAAUUUUAACAAAAAUACAAAACUGAAGAAUCAAAUAGUGCCUCCUCAAAGUAUUAUGCAUGUCAAUCCAAAUUUUCCUAAAUAUGGAAUUAAUUUGCAAAGUAAUACAAACAUAUAUAUCAACCCUAACUUUAUUAAUAGAAAUCAGAUAGCUGGAGAAGAUUUCAAAUGUACUAAUGAAUUAAUUAAUAGAAAUUGGAGUAAUAAUAGUAAAUUGCAAAAUGAAGCCCUUGAUUCAUCAUUAUGUCAAAAUAAAGAUAAGACAAUUUUGCAGCACACCACUACUAAAUCCCGGUAUUCUAUAGUAAGACAGAAUCUAAAUAAACAAGAAUGUAUUCAAAGUUCAGAUGACACUAGAACUAUAGUCAAAAUAAGUAAAUAUAAAUCAGUUCGACUAAACAUGAAUAAUAAAAAAGCACUGGAAGACCAUAAUAAUAUUGAUAAGAAAAUACCCUGUGAGGCUAAUAGAACCAAGCAUUUUAAUAAGAAAUACUACAAAGAAAACAGUAAAUUCAAAUUUGUUAAAUAUAAUACAGAGUCACCUAAAUUUACUAUGAGAAACUCAAAAAUAAAUAAACCACCAAUGGAUAUUAAACAUGUGGUUAAUAGUUCUAAAAUAAAAAAUAUAAAAGGAAAUUUAAAGAAAAACAACAUUCCUUGCCCUUUAUUUAAAAAAUAUGGAAAAUGUUUAAGAAUGGCACAUGGAAAAUGUGAAUAUAUGCAUGAUAAAAAACAUGUGUCUAUAUGUCGAAAAUUCUUAAAAGGAAUAUGCCAUGAUAAGCUGUGUCUUCUUUCUCACGAGCUGACAUUAAAAAAGAUGCCCACUUGUUACUUUUAUUUACAGGGAAUGUGCACAAAGGAAGGGUGCCCAUAUCUUCAUGUUAAAUUAAACGAGAAAACUAAAGUGUGUCCCGAUUUUAUUAAGGGCUAUUGUGAAAAGGGUGAUAAAUGUUUGAACAGACAUGUUAAUUUACGUAAUAAAAGAAAACUUUUAAAUGUAGAAAGUAAAUACAAGUCUAAUAAAUUGAAAGUUAAUAAAUAUUCAGAUCAUGUAACUAGAAAUCGUAAUCAUGUACAACCAGGCACAUCUAAUUUGGUACCAAAUAACGUAAAGGAAAAUAGUAAAGAGACAGAUUGUAGAUAUUAUAAAGAUACUAAAGUUGAUGAUAAAGAACCUGAAAAAUAUGAUAUUAUCAAACCAACACGGUGUAAAUUAGGAACAUUACCAUCGUUUAUUAAAUUCUAGUAAUGUUAGUUACAUACUUUGUUAUAGUCUUAGAGAGUCAUAAACUAUCUGCAUCUAAUUACAUAAUUUCUUUCAUAUUUUGUUGUCUCUUCAUCGAGUGUAAAUUUCAUAAUUUUCAUAAAUGAAAAUGCGGAGUACAUCUACAUUUAUGAAAAAUAUAAAUGUAUGAUAUUUUGUGCAGAUGGUUCAGAGAUUACUGUAUCUUUUAUAGACACUAAUAAUUAAACAGGUACUUAUAAUAAAUGUAUUUUGAUUAUCA
Achroia grisella is the source of this 1543-nucleotide messenger RNA. RefSeq lists its product as uncharacterized. Bases 1 to 1284 code for a protein of 427 amino acids. Gene Ontology annotation, cellular component: nucleus. Gene Ontology annotation, molecular function: metal ion binding. Lineage: Eukaryota; Metazoa; Arthropoda; Insecta; Lepidoptera; Pyralidae. The transcript has a single exon. The record is from RefSeq and is a predicted model, not a curated record.